UGUGUAUCCUUCACAGACAGUUGUCAGUUCUUCCUUUCCCUAGAAAACAAUUCUAACCUGCUGUCUCGUAUUUCGAUAAACUAUUGCUUGCUUUUUGAACCUUCGUCCUUUCAGAUCCGGACAGCAGCAUGCUCUCCGUACUCCGUUCUAGUGCUUGAGCAAGUGAAGCAAGUGAAGUUCGCGACCGGAAACACAACAAAAAGCACCCAAAAAAUGGCCGCACACAAGCUGAGCAGCAUCAAAUCGAUGAAGCUGUUCGUCUGCCUGAUUGGCGUCACGUCCUUCCUGCUGCUCAUCUUCUGCCUCUACACCACGAUCAGCACGCCGGAAAAGGAGGUAGCGCCACUGUCCCUGCCGAACGAUGGCUACCAGAACGUGGUCUCGUACGAGCUACGGCGCAGCCAAACGAUCGUGCCGGAGAAGUACAACGAGCACCAGGUGAAGGCGCGCAUCAUUCGCGACAAAAUCAAGCGCCUGGUCGGUAGCGGAAAUCCCAACACCGCAACCGUACCACCGUCGGAGCACCGCAAUCGAACGUUCCCGCUGAAUCGGAACGUGCAGAUCCACUACCACGGUACGGUGGCGUGGUACAAACCGCGCCCCACACAUCCGUCCAGCGAUCGGUUGAUAGCGCGCAUCUACGAGAACAACUCCGUGUCGUUCAAGCCGAACGACGAGCCGGUCAUCAACACGGCGUUCUACCCGAAGCGCCGGCUGUACAACACGAGCGAAUCGAUCGUGCGGGAACACUUUAACGAGAUACAGAACUGCGGCAUCGGUACGGUGGUGCUCGGCUGGCAGCCCAACUUUUCCGAGUACCUGCUGCGCACCAUCUUCAGGGUGGCGGAGCAGUACGAUCUGAAGGUGGCGAUUGAAAUCCUCGACUACGCGGACCGCACGAUCGAGAGCAUCCGCAGCAACAUCAAGUACUUUGUGGAUGGGUUCGGGAAGGGGCCGGCCGGGACGACCAGCACGCUCAGCUACUACACGGUGCUGUCGAAAAGGCGUGACCUGCCACUGUUUUACAUACGCAAGGCGUACCGUAUAACGGACCCGGAAUGGAAGCGGUUGUUGAGCCGCAACGGCAUACUGACUAUCCGGGGUGCUGCGAGCUAUGAUGCCGUACUGUUGGCGCACAUCAGCUCCAAGGACCACAAAUCCAUGGUACGGCGGGCAGGGUUCGACGGGUUCUACACGUACCUGCCGAGCAAUGGAGCGAACUAUGCGUCAACGUGGAAGAACUGGAACCAGCUGAAGAAGUUUGCGGACAGCUAUCGGCUACUGUUCGUACCGACGAUUGGGCCCGGGUACUACGAUCGCCGGAAGUAUCACCGGAACGUGAACCAGAACCACGGCAUUACGAACAUCAAGCGGUACCGGUCGAACGGUCAGUACUUUGACGUUGGUUGGCGUACCUCGCUCAAGAACAAUUUGCAGAUCAUCACGAUCAACAGCUACAACAACUGGGUGGAUGGGACGCAGAUCGAGGCGGCCAUACCGGUGUUUGGAUUUCGGGACUAUCUGCCCGGACCGCCGGAGAAGUAUCUCGAUCUGACGCAGGCCUGGGUGGAGGAGUACAUCAAGUACAAGCUGAACAACAUUAAGCUGAACAAGAAAACGGAACUUACGCUGAGCUGUUACGAUUUUAUUAACAGCACUAUAUGUUAGGCAGUUAGGCGCUAUGCUAACUAGUGGUGGGUAAAAAGUUGCCAGAAAGCCGGAGUCGGCUCCGAUAAAUUUGGAAUCGCCCGGAGUCGGAGUCGUCCGGAGACGUUCGGAGUCGUUCAGCUCGUCCAGCCGGAAUCUAGACGACUACGACAACUCUGGACGACUUUGGACGACUCCGAACUACUCCGGAAGACUCUGAACUACUCCGCAAGACUCCGGAUGACUCCGACUUCGGGCGGAUCUAAUGGUUCCUGUCAUAACCAUCGAAAUGUCAACAUCACCAAAUGGACCAACCUGGUAGCGGUUGGCUGACAGCGGCUGUCAACAGGGGGAACGGGAAAAAAGUGCGCCACUGGAGCAGCGUCGGGAGAAGCGUACAAACGGAAAAGAUACAGAAGUACAAAUAUACGAGUGAAAUACAACAAAUUGGCGACGAGGAAGUACGAAAACCACGUUAUUAUACCUAAGCAAACUAAGCUUGUGUUGUUUUCAUGGAUCCGGCGUCAAAGAAGACCGAAAUUCCUGCUGCUUCUGUCACCACACGGGCUGCUGCUAAAUCUGCCAGUACCGGAACACCUACGGCCGAUUCUUCUUCAAACCUUCCUACUGGCGUCCUUGCUACGGACAAUUCUGCUACUGCUAAGCCUAUUUCUUCGAAAACUUCUACUAGAGACCCUGUUACGGCCCAUUCUGCUGCGGUAAAACCAAAGGCAUCCAGUUCUACUACAUCCAGCACAUCGGUGCCCGGCUCAAGUGUGGGUGAAGGUACCGCUCUGUCUGUUUCGGUCCGGGGGAUAACUACUGCUGUUACGAAUAUGUCUACAAUGUUCUCAUUUGAGCCGUUUGAUCCAACAAACUGCAAAAUCCAGAGAUGGUUGGAAAGGUUGCAAAUUGCCUUCAAAAUCCAUCGAGUUUCCGAAGAAGACAAACGUGAUUACCUUCUCCAUUAUAUGGGUGGUGCUACUUAUGACGUGUUGUGCAACAAGUUAAAGAAUGCAGAACCGCAAACUAAAACGUUCCAGGAAAUUGUUUCCAUUCUUCAAGAGCAUUUCAACCCAAAUCCUUUAGAAAUUUUGGAAAAUUUCAAGUUUGCAAAUCGGAAGCAAGCUGAAAACGAAACACUGUCUACGUAUCUAAUGGAAUUGGAGAAGCUAGCACAAACAUGCAAUUUUGGGGAUUACCUCGACAAAGCCUUGAGAAACCAAUUUGUAUUCGGACUCCAAAACCGUGCGAUCCAAUCGCGGUUGCUCGAGGUGCGCGACUUAACAUUGGCUAAAGCGAAGGACAUAGCUUUUAGUAUGGAAAUGUCAAAUCGAGGCGCAGACGAAAUACACGGCGCCGGUGCAGCGUAUCCAGUUCAGCACAUCAGCACCACGAGCAAGAAGAAGAGCAAGCCAACAACGGUUCAAAGGAAAACAGCUUGCUAUCGGUGUGGAAACGAAGAGCAUUUUGCGGAUAAGUGUCGACACCGGAAUGCAAUUUGCAACUACUGCAAGAAAAUGGGACACUUGGAUAAAGUGUGUCGUACAAAACUACAACGAGCAGGAGUACACACACUGGAGUACGAGCCUGAUCUUCCUGCCUGUGACGAUGACGUUGUGGAUGUGCUCAACCUGAGAGCAGUGCAAAAUCUGGCGGGUCAAUAGUACAAGCGCAACCAUCCAACCCUCCACCAAUGAGUUUUCCAUCAGAGGCUCCAUGUUCAGCGGAAAUACCACCGGAAGCAAAACUGCGGCGAUCAGCAAGGAGUAUCAAAACACCACAAAGGCUACUACUGUAAAUAACUAUUUCGGAGGGAAGAGCUGUCAUAACCAUCGAAAUGUCAACAUCACCAAAUGGACCAACCUGGUAGCGGUUGGCUGACAGCGGCUGUCAACAGGGGGAACGGGAAAAAAGUGCGCCACUGGAGCAGCGUCGGGAGAAGCGUACAAACGGAAAAGAUACAGAAGUACAAAUAUACGAGUGAAAUACAACAGUUCCAUUUUGCCGGAGUCGGAAUCGGACUAACAAGAGUCAAAGUCGUGGGUACGCUCCAGAGAGAACAUCACUGAUGCUAACUAUGUUGUGGUACGCCACGUGUCCAUUAGAUGAAAGCGCGCCACCCGUUGUACCACGAUAGUUGAAAAAAUGUUUAACCGCUCAAAUGCUGAUACCAAAAUUCAAUGCCAAAGUUAGGAUGCUGUCCGCACGCGUAGUGUAUAGCACGUGUAGUGUUUGUUACAUAAAAGAGUUGAGACGAUAUAUUUUACCGUAUGAGUGGAUUUUCGGAAAGGUGUAGAAAAAGGCGCUUCGUAGAAGAGGAACUUUGAUGGAAUAGAGUGUACAGAUGUGUUUGUUUUUGUUUUCGCCUUGAAAUUCGCAAUAAAUUAUUAUUGGUUAAGGUUUUCAACGAUAAA
Anopheles gambiae (African malaria mosquito) is the source of this 4064-nucleotide messenger RNA. Its product is annotated as glycoprotein endo-alpha-1,2-mannosidase. Gene Ontology annotation, molecular function: alpha-mannosidase activity. The transcript is spliced from 2 exons. The record is from RefSeq and is a predicted model, not a curated record. The coding region runs from base 214 to 1668 and encodes 484 amino acids. Lineage: Eukaryota; Metazoa; Arthropoda; Insecta; Diptera; Culicidae. Gene Ontology annotation, cellular component: Golgi apparatus.